AUGGAGUUGUUGCAGAGAUGUCUUUCAACUUUGAGGUUGGACCAAGAUCGUGUAAGGACAUGUUCCACUGAUUUUACCAAUCUCGAACUUGAAUACAUCAGGUCAUUGGACAGCGAAGAACUAGAAACACUGUUGUUCAAAGAGAGUAAAGACCUGAUCAGAAGGAUCACCAAAGGUCCAAAUGUAAAGAUUGGCUUCUGUGGUGCAACCAAUGCUGGCAAGUCAACUCUGAUCAGGACACUUCUGGGUGGCUUACCAUUGCCCAAUUCAUCUGGACACACAACAGCUAGGAUCUGUGUCAUUCGUUAUGCCAGGUUGGUUGAAGCCAAGCUUUACUUCUGUCGUCUCAACACAGAGACAUCCAGUUUGGAUCCGAUUCAAGAUGGACAGAUCUCGCUUUCACAAUAUCUAACACCACAGUCAUUGAGGAAUAUACUGAACCAGCACCUUAGCCGUACCCAAAUGCCACAGGGUGGGGCUCAGCUAGAGGAGGCCGUACAACAGAUAGUUGUCAUCGAGUAUCCAAUCCCAUUGCUUGAGGGUGGAGUGGAGAUAUAUGACAUACCAGGCCAAAGUAGAACAGACUUGGAGUGCAUAAAGAGGCUGCGCCAGUCCUUCCUCAGACAUAUCAACCCGCAUGGUAUGGUCUUCUGUUUCCCAAAUCCAGCAUUCUCGACUGAGGAGAUCAAUGCCUAUGACGACAUGCUUCAAAGUUUGGUCACCGAUAUUGGGCUGGGGAACACAUCCAGGACAUUCUUUGCAAACACCAAGUUCGAGUCAUUCUCGUUGAUAUAUGACCAUGGAAUCAGCAUUGAUGAGUUGUUGGCCGAUACUAUCCCAAAAGAGGAGAAGGCGCGGUCGGGAAACCUGCCCAAAAGAACUCAACAUCUGAACGAUGCGAACAAGGAGAUUGCCUUCAAAGACUAUACAUACUCGCUGGUCAACACAUUGGAGUUUCUUGAAGGAGGCAGCGAUGAUGCGGUCUUGAUCUUCAACCGCUUCAUCGAGCGACUGGCCACUUGGAUCGUGUCACAGCAGCAACGUCGAUAUGCCACGGCCUACAAGCGAAUUGCUGAUGCGUGCAACUCAUUCUUCCGCAGCUACAGCACCAUUCGAUCAAAGACAAUUGUCAACGUUGUCAAUAAUACCUGGCUCAACAAUGGCAAUGAGGCACUAGAGAUCCUUAGAGUUAACCUCUUAACUUUGAUGGACACAAUCUUGUUGAGCAUGGAGCAGAAUUUCGAAGAUUUCUUGGUCGAGCACGACCUCUACAACCAGUCACUCGCCAAGGCCAGAUCAAUAGUGCACCCAGACUUCGAAGGACUCUCAAGGAGCAAUUCCAAAAAUUAUACCGAGUUGUUCAUGAAAGAGUUCUCGCCAUGGUUCCAAUUGAAUGUCCUGGAUCCCUUCACUAACAUUCUCCAGUCGCUCAUCAACAACGCGGUGGAGAAGUCGAUGAACCUGGUCUUUGACCGGCCCGAUAUGUUUAAGAAUGAGUUGCUCCUGGACGUCCUCCAACAGUCAUUCGUGGCCGGCUUCAAUCACAGGACCUCUAGCAAAUCAAUAGUGUACAAGAACAUCACACCGACAAACUUGUCCAACCUCUUGAAGACUGCCACAAAGCAUCCCGUCAUCCUGGUACUUGUCUGCCUGUCAGUGGUUGGAAUCAUCCCUUCAGUGAUCUCAGUGAUCGUUGCAUCGAUUGUUGAUGUCAUUCGAAAGAUUGAUGAUGGCUUCAAGGUAGAGCUGACCAACAAAAUAUUCAACGAGAUGCGAGUGCAGGUCAGGAGCAUGCCAAAGGAGAUGAGCGCCAAACUGGCCGAGACAAUCAACAACAAGAUCAACUCUAUCCAGGGGGAUCUUGCUGCACGACAGGAGCAACUUAGGUUGAUGUACGAGAAGCUGGAUUCAUUGAGCAACAUGUCAGAGAUGAGGACCAGGUUUGGAAGGGUCGAGGCUGAGGCCUUGUCCGCGCUCACCAAACUGAUGGACCCAUCAUACAUACCAGUGAUCGACGAGGACAUUGGAGGUGGUGCAACAGGCCGCGUGUACAAGGGCACACUCAAGGAUGAGCCAGUGGCCAUCAAGACCAUGUCCUAUCGUAAUCCAGUAGGACAAGCAUACGAGAUUGCGGAGUGCAUGUUCUUUGAGGAAGUGAGCAACAGCUACCACCUCACCAACAAGAUCGGAUCAUAA
Molecule: messenger RNA, 2196 nt
Organism: Acytostelium subglobosum LB1
Lineage: Eukaryota; Evosea; Eumycetozoa; Acytosteliales; Acytosteliaceae
Exons: 2
Coding region: 1-2196 (731 amino acids)
Molecular function (GO): ATP binding
Source: RefSeq, a predicted model, not a curated record